AAAUCUCCACACCCAAAAAGCGGAGGUUCCAGAGCUCAUAGUAAUUAUUUGUGGCCAAAGUUUCAUAUCAACGACUAAACCCAGAGGAAAGCAGGCUUCUCCGCCAUGUUACAAAUCCCAAAAUUCUUGCAGUCCCCAACUCAAUGCCUUCAUCCUCCAUCGCAGCAACCGCCACUACCCAUUACACAAACCCCAGGGGUACCUACAUCUUCAUCUCUUCCCUCCAUCAAACACUGCUGUAAGCUAUCACGUAGAGAACUUGCAAUCCGGAGCAAUUCUCUGUUGCUUCUCUUCCUGGGGUCGCAGAGCAUUGAGGCUUUUCUACCUUCUAAAGCAGAAGCCGAGGAUGAUGUGGUUGAUGCCAGUAGCAAUGCAGAAGAACAAAGUUUGAACGUGGUUGAUAGCAGUAUCAACGCUCAAGAACAGAGUUCAAACGUGGUUGAUGGCAGUAGCACCGCUCAAGAAGAUAGUUCAAACGUGGUUGAUGGCAGCAGCAACGCACAAGAACAAAGUUCAGACGCGGUCGAUGCCAGUAGCAAUGCACCAGAACAAAGUUCAAACGCUACUCCUACUUGUGGUGAUAAGACCCCAACAACGCGCGCAUUUCUUGAUGUAUCAAUCGAUGGAGAGCCUAUUGGCCGCAUUGUCAUCGGGCUUCAAGAACAGGAUGCUCCGUUUGGCGCUGCUCGAUUUCGGAAUCUUGUCAGUGGAGCUGCUGGAGUGAGCUACAGAAGGAAAGAAUUUAUAAAAAUUACGCCGAGCUACGUGCAACAUGGUGGUGUGAGAUCUUAUGGUGUAGAUGCUGAGCUCGCAAGGAGCACAGGAAGCAGUUUGGCAGUUGAUAAGCUCACUGAAGAGUGGGAGAGUUUGUAUGAAAAGUGUCCGGGCAUCAAGAACAAAGCUGGCACUGUCGGCAUUAUAGUGAGAGACCCUUCAAAACCACCGCCGAAAAUCAAGCUCGUUGCACGGAAAGGGAAGCUGGAGAUUGAUCAGGAGGAGGUUGGUACAGCCCCAAACGGAACAGAGUUCGUCAUUUCUACCAAGGAUUCACCGGAGCUCGAUGCUUCGACUUUGGUGGUUGGAAAAGUUUUGGAAGGUAUGGACGUUGUGGAGAGACUUGGCCAGGUUAAGACAGUUCAAGAGAACACCAGUUCACCUUACUUUAGGGUGGCCAAGUUGAUUGGAGAUAAGAGAGCUGUUGUGGCAGAAAGAGGAUUUAACCGCCCUUACGCCAAGGUACUUGUCACAAACUGUGGCCUGAUGCAGUAA
Messenger RNA from Argentina anserina (silverweed cinquefoil), 1269 nucleotides. RefSeq names its product peptidyl-prolyl cis-trans isomerase CYP26-2, chloroplastic. Bases 106 to 1269 code for a protein of 387 amino acids. Lineage: Eukaryota; Viridiplantae; Streptophyta; Magnoliopsida; Rosales; Rosaceae. Gene Ontology annotation, biological process: protein peptidyl-prolyl isomerization. The record is from RefSeq and is a predicted model, not a curated record. Gene Ontology annotation, molecular function: peptidyl-prolyl cis-trans isomerase activity. Gene Ontology annotation, cellular component: chloroplast. The transcript is spliced from 2 exons.